Messenger RNA from Austrofundulus limnaeus, 265 nucleotides. RefSeq names its product kinesin-like protein KIF1C. Gene Ontology annotation, molecular function: protein binding. The record is from RefSeq and is a predicted model, not a curated record. Lineage: Eukaryota; Metazoa; Chordata; Actinopteri; Cyprinodontiformes; Rivulidae.
UGGUGGUGACCCUGGAGCCUCUGGUCGGAGCUGAAACCUACGUCAACGGGAAGCAGAUCACUGACGCUGUCGUCCUGAAACAAGGCAACCGCAUCGUGAUGGGGAAGAACCACGUGUUCCGCUUCAACCACCCGGAGCAGGCCCGGCUGGAGAGGGAGCGCAGCGCCACGGCCGAGCAGCAGGAGGAGCCAGAGGACUGGAACUACGCCCAGAAGGAGCUGCUGGAGAAGCAAGGCAUCGACAUCAAGCUGGAGAUGGAGAAAAG